Porites evermanni is the source of this 26179-nucleotide messenger RNA. The record is from the annotation of a GenBank genome assembly. NCBI's taxonomy places the organism in Eukaryota, Metazoa, Cnidaria, Anthozoa, Scleractinia, Poritidae.
AGUGUAUGAUAAGAAUUUUAAAACAAGCUCUCAAACAAAAUAUACAGAUUUAUACACAAGAUGGGAUGGUCAAUACAUUGGAGGAAAACAGCUUGAAUGAUGAUUGCUCAACUAAGAAGUUUAAGACAUCUUCAUCUUCGCUGUCUGCACCUCUAUCAUCCUCGACACUAUGUGGCUAGUGACCAAUCACUUAAGCCUAUAUAUAAGGCUGUUGCUUUUGACAUGGGAGGGGUGGUGAUUCCAACACCCCUACCUAUAUUCAAUCAGUUUGAAGAUGAUCAUGGUCUCCAGAGAGGCUCUAUUGUCUCGGCAAUCAAAGCUGGUGGAGAGAGAGGUAAUUAAGAGCAUUUGGUAAGAAAAUUUAGUCUACUCUCUCUAAGACCCAUACAUGAGUGCUGGUGUCCACUUUAUCUUUUUUUAAAACAUUUACCAGAAAUUACAAAAUAAUGCAACACUAUGACUUACAAUAAUGUUAUGAUUAAGUUCACAUUAUCUACGUAGUAGAAUUAUACAGUCAACUCUCUCUUAACCCUUUCACUGCCAAUUUUAGCCAAAAGCAAAUUUUGACCAAAUUUCCAGAUUUCAUUUUGCGAAAUUUUGAAAAAUAAAUUAUAGCAACAUGUGUAAGUACAGGCAGAGAGCUUUCAUUUGAAUGGUCACAACAAAGGAUUUUGUCCACAUACUCAAAAGUUAGAGUCACCUUUAAAAGACUCCAUCAAGUACUCUGGCAGUGAAAGGGUUAACCCUGUAACUCCCAAGAGUGACCAACAUCAGUAUUAUUUUUUCUCCUAACAAUGUCUAUACAUAANCCUAUAUUCAAUCAGUUUGAAGAUGAUCAUGGUCUCCAGAGAGGCUCUAUUGUCUCGGCAAUCAAAGCUGGUGGAGAGAGAGGUAAUUAAGAGCAUUUGGUAAGAAAAUUUAGUCUACUCUCUCUAAGACCCAUACAUGAGUGCUGGUGUCCACUUUAUCUUUUUUUAAAACAUUUACCAGAAAUUACAAAAUAAUGCAACACUAUGACUUACAAUAAUGUUAUGAUUAAGUUCACAUUAUCUACGUAGUAGAAUUAUACAGUCAACUCUCUCUUAACCCUUUCACUGCCAAUUUUAGCCAAAAGCAAAUUUUGACCAAAUUUCCAGAUUUCAUUUUGCGAAAUUUUGAAAAAUAAAUUAUAGCAACAUGUGUAAGUACAGGCAGAGAGCUUUCAUUUGAAUGGUCACAACAAAGGAUUUUGUCCACAUACUCAAAAGUUAGAGUCACCUUUAAAAGACUCCAUCAAGUACUCUGGCAGUGAAAGGGUUAACCCUGUAACUCCAAAGAGUGACCAACAUCAGUAUUAUUUUUUCUCCUAACAAUGUCUAUACAUAAUGAAGAAAAAAAUUGUAACGAGAAUGAAUAAAAUGAUUACCAAAGAGAACAUGCUUUGAUCUUUUAUCAAAUUCUCUCAACUAAUUCUGUAAGGAAAUGUAUGGAGACCAGCCUGGAGAAUUUGUAUGUGGAUAUUGGGGCUAAAAUGGUUAACAGAAACUUCUCUAACAUGCAACUCCAGAUUGGUUUCUGUUGUUCUAAUCUUUAGUCAUUGAUUUUUGACUCCUUGCAAGAGGUGCAUCUGGACUAAAAUGGACUCUUACCCAUUAGUGACAGUUCCGGAGGCUUUGACUGGGUAUAUGUUACAGGACGGUCAAAGUAAUAUUCAGGUUAAAAUUAUUUAAUCUGGGUUGAUUCUCUAUUUCCUUUUUUUCAUAGCCCUAAUUAUUCAUGAAUUAGGGCUAGGAGACAAAGGGAAUUGAGAGUCAACCUAGGUCAAAUCAAAAUUAACCUGAAAUCAAAUUUGACCUGUAACAUGUAUAUUGACUAACCUGUCCAAAAAAAUUACAAAUUCCUCUUAUUUUAUAUUAAAGGAUUUUUUUACUUGGUAGAAACUAUUCAUUCAUCGUCAGACUUGACUUAAGACACCUCUCUAGUGCAGGCAGUUAGUGCUAUUCUAUUCCCAAAGGUUUCUGCAUGUUUUAUAGAGAGAUUUUGAGUCUGACUAUAAAAUUAUUUUGUUCUUGCAGGUGUCUGGGCACAGCUGGAAUGUGGUCGUCUAUUGCCAGAGGAAUUUGCCAGGAAAUUUACAGAAAUCCUUCAAACGAUGACACAUCAACCAGUGGACAUGGGAGCUCUAUUACCAAGCAUUCAUAAAGCAAUGAUUGAACCAUAUCCUGAAGUGCUGACAGCUAUCCAGUGCAUAAGGGCAGAAGGCCUCAAGACAGCUUUGAUUACAAAUAACUGGUGGUUGGAAGAGGGAAGAUCGUUUUUGCCAGUUGACAAGAAAUAUUUUGACGUGGUGAGAAACUUUUGAAUUGACUCACUUUUAUACCCCUGGCCAUUACUUUGAACAUUAUUUUGACCGUUGACUUGAUUGUUCCUGUUAUCCGACUUUUCUUUUAGCAAGCUAGUUUAAGUGGCAGAUCCAGACUUUGAGCUAAAUGACGGGCCUGCUGAUCUCAGAAAUAUUUUUAUUCUUUCUGAACCACACAGGCUUUGAGUUUUUUCUAAAAACAAGAUGCAGGUGUGACCCCCCCGAGGCCCCUCCCCUAGAUCUGCCACUGCUAGACAAGUGUAUACCUGUGAUAACAUAAAAAUUAUACAAAUUCUUCUAGUACAGACAUUAUGAAACAGCUAUAUUAUUUAUAAUACUCUCUGUUACAACUCCUACCCCUCUCAGAAUUGUUGGCAUUUUUUAUCCUGGUUUUCACCCUUUAAACAAACCCUCUGGAUUAGUGGGCUUGCUCCAUGUGAUACAAACCAACACCUUUAUUGCUGAUAAUCCACUUGCGUAAUAUUGGCUUAUAGCUUACCCACUGGAAAACCAUGACAAAGGAACUUGUGUCAGACCACCCUGUUUCUGCUGUGAUCAUUACUGAUUAACUCCUGCUCCUACAUCCCACGUAAUUGUCAAUGGCAUUUUAUUAUUACAAAUCAUGAAGUUUUAACUGAAAAAUUUUCUUGUGCUUAAUUUGAUCUCAAGGUAGUAGAGUCAGCAAUUGAGGGAAAACGGAAACCAGACGAACCAAUUUAUCUCAAGUUGCUAGACCAACUCAAACUGAGUCCUGCAGAGGUGGUUUUUCUUGAUGAUAUUGGCAGUAACGUGAAGACUGCUAAACACCUGGGUUUCCAGACGAUUAAGGUAGACUAUGAUGGAGGAAAAGCAAUGUGUGUCCCUUGCCAUUAUUACAUGAUAUUUAAACAUUUUCAUCUGUGAAUUAGGUUGAUGAUGUCAAGGUUGCUUUGGGUGAUUUGGAGAAUUUGCUGCAUUUUCCUUUGAAAGGUAUUCAAAACGCUUUAUAAAAGGCGGUAUAAAAGACCUGUAUUGUGAAAUGAAACAUUAAUAAUUUAAUUUACAGCUGAAGGAUAACAGUUCAUUAUCCAAUGUUACUAACACUAACCCUAUAUCUCACCAAAGCCUGGUCCUACUGGUACUUUCUCGGGGUUUAAGAUUUCCAGACAAUUUUAGUCUUUUGGCAAAAUAGUUUGGCAAGCAAAUUAACUUAUAGGGAUAAAGUGUUUAGAGGCCACCAGUAGACAACCAGAUCAUUGACUUCUCCAGGAUUUAAAAUAAAUUUUCUUUGCUUUGUAGGCUAUGUUCCCGGUACUACAGCAGUUCGUAAAGUUCACCAGAUCCCUGCUGACUCUCUUACAAGGUAUCUGCAAAAUGAAGUGGGGCUACAUCAAGAAGGUGACCAUUAUUAUAAUUUUCAAAAACUAUGCACAUGUCCUUCUGUUCCGGCCCACAGCAAUUAUUAAAAAACGUGUUUUUAAUACCAUUAAUUUUUCCAAAUUCCCAAAUUGUCAACUUUCCUCGUGGCUGAUAACUGAUACAUUUUACAUCGCCAUUAGAACAAAGCACAGUUAUAUUCAACCUUUUGGGGCAUUGGAGUGUACAAUGAUCCCCUUUCUUAAGAAAUUUUAUCAUGGGAGUGGCCAAGAGUAGAGGAGGCCAUAUAGUUCACUGGGGUUUUGAUCUACUGUACAAGGGCUUGAAGGUUUGAAAUAUUACCUGUAAGUACCUUCACAGGUAUGCUUAAUAAAUAAAUGUGUAAAUGUGUGAUUUAAUUAGAGUUUGGAGUUAUACCAUUCCAUGGUGCACUUUGAAAGUAGGGGGCGAACUCAUUGGUGAGACAGCAUUUCGCGGGGUUUUAUUUUCCCGAUUUCAACAGCCAGAUAUGAAAAAGGGCAUUAAAUUUCGCGAUUUCGCAUUCUCGACUUAAUUUUAGUUUUCAAAAAGUCUGAACAUAUUAAGAAUUUCUAGAUAGACUGGAACAAGCAAUGUGUGAAAUCUUUGCAAAUUAAGAUAGCAGUAAAACCAGUAAACAAUUUGCGUAUUUGUCGAUACAUAUCCUGUAUAUGUUGUUGCUAUAACAUGUUAAUAAAUUUUUCUGUGUUUCUACAAGGAUAUUAAAAUUUUGUGUGUGUAAAUUUCGCGAAGGUUUAAAAACGCGGGUCUUUAAUUUCGCCAUUUUUUGGCAAUCGCGAAAAAAAAAAGCGCGAAAUUAAGUACCGAUAAGGUAACUUUUUUUGUGUCCCCUCUGAGUCAGAUUUAUUCAGUUUGUUAUUGAUAACUUUCAGAGCCUCCCAUCAUUCGACAGUUUAAACAUGGCCAGUCCAAUCCUACGUACUAUGUGGAGUAUGGAGGGCAAAGACUAGUGAUCAGGAAAAAACCUGUAAGUGUUUUAAUGGGGGGUUAUAUGCUUUUGGUUAAAGACGUCGGUAAUGGUCUAUUGGCCACUGGUUGUGAUGUAUUGGCCUGAUGUUAUUUUUUUCUGAAGUUACAUAUGAACGUAAGCUAGGUUGCGAACAUUAAACAAUUAUUGGAUGAGGUUUUUGUGAUAUCCAAAAUAAUCAAGGUCGAGGUAGGGAUUAUCAGCCGAAGCCGAAGGUGAGGCUGAUAACCCUUACCGAGACCUUGAUUAUUCUGGAUAUCACAAAAACCGAAUCUAAUAAUUGUUUUAUUAUACAUUGAACGAAUCCUUUCUUUCUCGCUUCGACAUAAAAUGUUUUCAAAGUUUGUGCCAACUCUUCCUUUUCCUCAGGUUCUGUCAGUUUUUUCUCUUACACGUAAUCAGCAAACAGCCCCUUUGCCACCUUCGUUGACCUUUUUGUGUUUGAGAGUCCUUGUCUUCAACUACUUUUUUGAUGUCUUGCUCGGUCAACGAAGCAAACGUGGAAGUCAUGUUUUUGCUUCUUCACUGACGGCAAGCAACACAAAGCNUUUAUUAUACAUUGAACGAAUCCUUUCUUUCUCGCUUCGACAUAAAAUGUUUUCAAAGUUUGUGCCAACUCUUCCUUUUCCUCAGGUUCUGUCAGUUUUUUCUCUUACACGUAAUCAGCAAACAGCCCCUUUGCCACCUUCGUUGACCUUUUUGUGUUUGAGAGUCCUUGUCUUCAACUACUUUUUUGAUGUCUUGCUCGGUCAACGAAGCAAACGUGGAAGUCAUGUUUUUGCUUCUUCACUGACGGCAAGCAACACAAAGCGCACGAACUUGACAUGAUUACCCAUAGAAAUCAUGCACCGCGGUCAUACAUGACAUGAUUACCCGUGACCUUGAGUGUCCUUGACAUGAUUAUUGUAUAAUCUGCAGCUAGAUGACGUCUCAGGUGCUGAUUUCAAAAAUUCACUGUACGCUUUCGGCCAAUCAGAAAAGAGAUAGUGAGUUGAAUGUAUAAUAAUAUAAUUUAUCCGGAAUGACCCACAGUUGACUCCGGAUAACUCGAACCAAAGUCGAUUUCCCCUGGAUUUCCUUUAUACAUUUACUGUAAUUCUACCCUCGGUAACUCGAACCCUCAAUAUCUUGGACCUCCCGCUAACUCAAAGUAAUAACAAUGCUUAUGGAUAAAACUGGCGUGAAACUGACUCGUCCCCAGUCGUCUCUCAUUAUUAGUCUUUGGCGUGGAAGACUAGAACGGGCUCUUUAACGAAGGGGAUAUCUUCCCCCCGCGCAAAACCCAAGUGCUUCCUUAGUAAAUAUUUAAUGAGUAGAGACGACUGGGGACGAGUCAGGGCGUGAAACUACUUAUUUUUGAGUAGAAGUAAUAAACAGUAAACGACAAUUAAGGGAAAAACUUGGUCACGUGGUACAAAUCCACGUUUGCCGUUUGGCGUGAACUUGAAUCUUAAUCUCUCUAUCAUUAAAAAGACGUGUAGUCUUAAAGGUGAUGUUACACGGGACGAUUCGCAACGACGAUUUUUAGCGCAACACAGCGUCGCAAUGUUGGAACAAUGUUGUAGUCAUUCGAAACAAUGUCGCAACAAUGUUGCAACGCUGUGUUGCGCUAAAAAUCGUCGUUGCGAAUCGUCUCGUGUAACAUCACCUUAAAAGUACAGGUCAUCUAACAACACGCAUGUCUGACAUCAUAGCCUGGGAAGCUUCUACCCUCUGCGCAUGCUGUGNUUAAAGACGUCGGUAAUGGUCUAUUGGCCACUGGUUGUGAUGUAUUGGCCUGAUGUUAUUUUUUUCUGAAGUUACAUAUGAACGUAAGGUAGGUUGCGAACAUUAAACAAUUAUUGGAUGAGGUUUUUGUGAUAUCCAAAAUAAUCAAGGUCGACGUAGGGAUUAUCAGCCGAAGCCGAAGGUGAGGCUGAUAACCCUUACCGAGACCUUGAUUAUUCUGGAUAUCACAAAAACCGAAUCUAAUAAUUGUUUUAUUAUACAUUGAACGAAUCCUUUCUUUCUCGCUUCGACAUAAAAUGUUUUCAAAGUUUGUGCCAACUCUUCCUUUUCCUCAGGUUCUGUCAGUUUUUUCUCUUACACGUAAUCAGCAAACAGCCCCUUUGCCACCUUCGUCGACCUUUUUGUGUUUGAGAGUCCUUGUCUUCAACUACUUUUUUGAUGUCUUGCUCGGUCAACGAAGCAAACGUGGAAGUCAUGUUUUUGCUUCUUCACUGACGGCAAGCAACACAAAGCGCACGAACUUGACAUGAUUACCCAUAGAAAUCAUGCACCGCGGUCAUACAUGACAUGAUUACCCGUGACCUUGAGUGUCCUUGACAUGAUUAUUGUAUAAUCUGCAGCUAGAUGACGUCUCAGGUGCUGAUUUCAAAAAUUCACUGUACGCUUUCGGCCAAUCAGAAAAGAGAUAGUGAGUUGAAUGUAUAAUAAUAUAAUUUAUCCGGAAUGACCCACAGUUGACUCCGGAUAACUCGAACCAAAGUCGAUUUCCCCUGGAUUUCCUUUAUACAUUUACUGUAAUUCUACCCUCGGUAACUCGAACCCUCAAUAUCUUGGACCUCCCGCUAACUCAAAGUAAUAACAAUGCUUAUGGAUAAAACUGGCGUGAAACUGACUCGUCCCCAGUCGUCUCUCAUUAUUAGUCUUUGGCGUGGAAGACUAGAACGGGCUCUUUAACGAAGGGGAUAUCUUCCCCCCGCGCAAAACCCAAGUGCUUCCUUAGUAAAUAUUUAAUGAGUAGAGACGACUGGGGACGAGUCAGGGCGUGAAACUACUUAUUUUUGAGUAGAAGUAAUAAACAGUAAACGACAAUUAAGGGAAAAACUUGGUCACGUGGUACAAAUCCACGUUUGCCGUUUGGCGUGAACUUGAAUCUUAAUCUCUCUAUCAUUAAAAAGACGUGUAGUCUUAAAGGUGAUGUUACACGGGACGAUUCGCAACGACGAUUUUUAGCGCAACACAGCGUCGCAAUGUUGGAACAAUGUUGUAGUCAUUCGAAACAAUGUCGCAACAAUGUUGCAACGCUGUGUUGCGCUAAAAAUCGUCGUUGCGAAUCGUCUCGUGUAACAUCACCUUAAAAGUACAGGUCAUCUAACAACACGCAUGUCUGACAUCAUAGCCUGGGAAGCUUCUACCCUCUGCGCAUGCUGUGGAGAGAGAAUACAAGUGAGUUUAGCUUGCAUGCAGGCUCCAACUGAUAUCCAAUGGAUACAUAUCUUUCCAGUGGAUAAUGCAGUUGUUUACCCUGAUAGUUAUUCACUGAAUAGCGAAUUUUCAGCUGGAUAGCGCUAUCCACGUUAUGAACACUGAUCAUGUGUAAUUCUGAUUAUCUCAGGAGUGAACGGUAUUCAUACUGGUAGUUUACACAGCAUCCAGCUAGAACUAAAGUAAUUUCAGAACAUUAACAUCCGAACGUAACUUACCUUAUUUUUUUGAUAUGAAUUCCCACUGCCCAAUGAAAGCCUAUAAAAAUUUACCUAUCAAUUCUCCCCGUGGCGCAACAGUUGUUGUACCUCUUGUGACAUUUUUGGUAGUGUUACCACUUGCAUAAAUGCUCUAAUUGGCGCCCUUAUUCGAAUAAGCAUUCCCCCACCCCACUAAGCCCUUGACACCCGUCCUUACUGAAUAUACUGUAUGCAGUAUGUUUAUCUUAUGGAUAUAGCAUGAUAUGUUUAAUCAGUAGAGAACGACGCAUGUCGUGGCCGAAAUUCUGACGAAUGAAAUACUGUAACUACACCUCUAGUCGACUCAACAACUAAAAUUAAAAACGCGCUGCGGCGGCAAUGUGAGCGUUUACGGUAAAUGGUGUCUUUGAAAAACAAGUUAUCAAACAAGUUAAAAGGCCCCAUCCAUUCCCAUUCGCUUUGAUUUAGUACAUGCCUCAAUUCUAUAUUUUUUUUGUUUUCGCUUUCUGGGAGUUAAACUUACCUAAAAGAUUUCCUUUUAUACGUGAAGGGGAAUAAAUGCCUUGGUUUUCGUACAUGGCAAACUAUUAAAUAUAAAGAUGAUCUUCUCUAAAGUUAGAAAGUUAUACGAAAGUGCUUCUUUUUUAGGGUAAUGAAGGCGCUUGGUUCUGCUGGAGUUCCUGUUCCAAAAACUUUAGCGCUGUGCGAAGAUAGCAGGUGAAAUAUCUAAUCAUGAAUUGACUUCCGUGCGACUCUUUAUUGGACAUUUUUGCUUUUUUUGGACAUUUACCUGCGUUUAGUUAUAGGGUAUAAAAUAGUAAUUUGCGAAAAAGAGUUUGCUCUGUGCUAACCCUUAGCGUACAGCGUACUAUACCCUUCGUUAUGACAGUCUUCUCCUCACUGUGUAUCCUUAAGAAGUAGCGAAUUUUGUGCAAAAUUUGAUAGUUCAAAAGCACAGCUUACUGUAUUCUGCAAAGUUUCACAGAAAGUCUGGCUGGAAAAUCAAAUUUUCAGGGCAUCUUUUUGGUAAGCUUCAGAGAAUGUCGGCUGUCCUUUUAAAGUUCGGCAACUAUUCUGUUUCAGUAAGCACCGACGGCCUACGAAAUGCGCCGGCUACUUUGCUCAGAGAAGUCGGCUACUUUUUUCUACAAAGAAGACGUAACUAGUCUACUUUGAAUAACGUCGUAACCAAAAAAUGCAUCAUAAAGUCUGAAUGAAAACGCAAUUAUAUGUUUCCAUAAAGGCCCACUGGUUUAUACUUUAGUCAUGUGAACGCUAUAUUUCAGUCAUUUUUUCCCAAGUUUCUUUACGUAGAAUUUGUUUACGUGCAAAAGUACGUAAUUUAGAUUUCAUCAUUUGUUCUGUGGCUGAUAGAUCGAAAGUUGAAUGAAUUAGCUGCAUUGUCUUGAAUGAAAACAAGAACCACGCUCUUUUGUCCUCAAUUUAUUCCCCAUAAUGCUGGAAAUGGCAUUUUAGGGCUUUGAAUUUCAAAAUUUUCUAAGGGAGCAUGCCCCCAGACCCCCCUAGAAAAAGGGAACUUGUUUAUACAGUCGGUAACUCUAUUCAAACCCGCUGGCUACUUGUAUUUGUAUAUGAAACCCCUGCUGUUUAGUGUCUCUAAUUGAUUUGGAUAUACUUUGUCGCUGGUCCAUCUUCUACCAAUUCAAAUUUAACUGUUGAAUGAUUUUUCACGAGAUUUUUCCUCGGGUUGUUUGUGUUAAUGGAAUUCACACGAAAACUCCCAGUCCAAACGUUGGAGUGCGCACGAACCUCGCUCCUAAAGGUGACUUGUUGUUAAUCUCUCUGUAGUGUUUUGGGGACGCCGUUUUACGUUAUGGAGUAUGCCAGAGGACGCUUGUUCAAAGAUCCAUCCUUACCCGGCGUGACAGCAGAGGAGAGGAAGGUGAGAGUUGAAAGGGUGGGGGGAGGGGAGUUCAUUCGAGAACUAAUACAGUGGAACGAAGGGCCAGUUCAAGGGACUAGCAAAAUAUGUUCGCUUUAACGAACUUUCGUCAUAUCGAGGUUCUUUUGCAUUUAUUUUACUAUUUUUGAGGCAAAGAAAAUCGUUCGUUAUACCGAGGACUUCUUUAUAUGGAGGUUCUUUAUAUCAGCGUUCCACUGUAGACGUCGUUGUUUAUAAACACGCAUACAAAUUUAUGCGUUUAGCGCUUCCGUCCUCUUCUUAACGAUUUGAAACUGAUAAUUACUUUUUUAGACUUUCUCCAGAGUAAUAUAGUUUGUAAACAGAUAAAUACCUGAGUUUGCAUUCGUUUAGAAGCGUCAAUGGAUUCCGACACUUCUGAAGCAGGAGCUUCCUCCUCCACAAGCUUUUUUCCCAUGACAUGAGCGAGGAGCGCGGACGUCAAAGUGGGGAGCUGGAGACGAGCGAAAACAGGGCCUUGCUCUUUCGCUGAGGCUGUCGCCGGGUUUUUCUUUGUUUCCCCACUCCUCAGUCUCCCUGUGACUCAAAGAAGCCUUUGAGGAGGAGAGAGAGAACAAGUUCCCUGUCAUGUCACGCGAUUUCGUGCUCUUAUUUGCUUCUUCGUUUGAAUAUUUUUACCUUCGCUGCAAACAGACUUCACGGAGAUUUCAGGAUCGUAAAUUAUUCAUAUUUGUGCAGAAAUGUUCUGUUGUAUUAAGGCUCUGGCAACCUUGAAUUCGAAAGCAUACAUUGCCGGACCAGGUCGUCGCGUAAUGAAACUGUGUAUCUUUACCGCCGACAUUUUUUUUCUCGUCCAUGUUUAUGAAGAUAAUGUUACAACUGAAAAAAAAAAAAACAUGAAAUUAAACUGUGCAAAAGUUUGAUUAAUUCUCUACCGCGCGGUGUACGCAUAAACCAAAGAGUAUGUUUGUUAUUUGGGAGGGGGGGAUAUGAUGUUUUUCGUUUACUCUGCAAAAGUUUGGAUGGUUUUUGACUCAUCUUUUUGGUUGUUUGUUUGUAAUUUUGCAGGAAAUUUAUCACGCAAUGAACGAGACACUCCAUAGGAUUCACAAUGUUGACAUUGAUGCGGCGGGUUUGGGAGACUUUGGAAAAAGAGGCAAGCUCUGUGGUCCACUGUAGUUUUCAGCUGUACACUUAGAAAACGCCAGGGGUUAUUUGAAGACCCCGGCUGGUAGUCAGACUGGGGUUCGAACACGAGACCUUAAGCAUGUCAAAGAGAUCGGCACUCCCCCCCCCUCCCUUCGUAAGGGACACUCCCUUAUUUGGUCUGAACAGAUAUGAGCCGUUUAGUAAGCAAGGUCUUGAGUCUUAAACAGGAUGUAUAAUUUCACUAAGUAUUUAGCGUCUUGAACGGGGUGUCUUUUUGCAUCGAUAGCCUUUAAACGAGUGUGAACGUGGUCGAUGAGCUGUCGUUAAUAAUUCCAUGAUGUUAGUUUGAAAAAUUAUUUAAUUAUAAUUCUGUAUGCAAAACGAAACGAGUUAGGGUCAUAAAAUUGAUAAGAUCUCUUGCCUUAAACAGGGUAGCAAAAUAAAUGAUUUUUGUCUUAAACAGGGUCAGGGUUGGAAGAACUCAGCGGCACAUCUCUACUCAAACUUCCCUUGAGUGCCCUCCCCCCCGGACACAUCCUAGUGAACCAAUCAGCUGGGCGCCGGGUAGCCUUCGAGCAAGCUCUCCAUAUAUUUCGAGUGCGGCUCUCGUGUGACUUCUCGCGACUCCUCCAAAUGGAGCAUGACUUUGAAAGGAUUCAAACGCGCGAACAUAACAGAAAGAACAAACGAACGGAAAUAGAGAGAUUUGAUUGGUUUAUCGAACGGAUACAAAAACGUGCGUGGCUUUUGGUUGGUUAAGCGAACGCUCGAGUGAAAAAACUUCAUGCCCGAGAGCUUUCUAGAAUCAACCGAUACUUCGCUUUGACGUCAUACUGCAACAAGAUUGGCCAAUCGAACAAUACCUUUUCCAUUUUAGGGUUUUAGGGCCGUGUUUUGAUCUUUUCAUCCAUAGGCUGAUAAAACAGAUAACGGGCACUUACCGGAACCAUUUUUCAUAGUCAUACGAAAAUCAUUCUAUUUUGUGAUAUUGCAGGAAACUACAUACGCCGUCAGACAGAAACGUGGGGCAAACAGUACGAAGCCAGUAAGACCCACGACAUUCCAGCAAUGGACCAUCUGAUAGCGUGGCUGUUAGAUAACAUUCCUGCCGAUGAUAAUACAACAGUUGUUCAUGGGGAUUAUAGGUUGGAUAGCUCGCAGCCUUCAGUGUACUUUUUUUUCUUAACUGUACUCAUGGAACAUUAACGCUUAAACCUGAUCACAACAAAUACUUCAUCCAUGCUGUGUGUAUGCAGUCUUGUGUGAGUAGAAUGAGCGGUGAUACGGGAGAAAUAGUUUUUUUUCUAUGGGUAAUUCAGCUUUUUAGAAGAAAACAGAUCCCUGGAAGGAAAAUAUCAGGAAUCAACCAAACAAGGAAUCAACAAAACAAAAAAUAUCUCUCUCCGUGCUAAUAAAGUAACACGGAAUGUAGAAUCCCUGUAGUCCCAUCAUGCAACGCUCCUCCUCGGCAUAAUUCCACAGAGGAAGUUCAUUUUAUACCAGAGAAUUUCAUUUACACCUCUAAUUAACCACUGUUCUUUACAAUAGAUAUCUCUUUGUUGCAGGUUAGACAAUUUAAUUUUCGACGAGAGAAAACCUGAGGUAAUAGCUGUUUUAGACUGGGAGCUAUCCACGCUUGGCGAUCCAUUAUCAGAUUUGGCCUACAACUGCUUACCUCAUCAUCUUCCUCCAAAUUUCCCAGCAUUAAAAGGUAAAUUCAUUUUGCGAGGAGGCUCUAACAAUUGAAUCAAACUUAAAAGCAAAAUUUCAAUUCUUAUCUUUCUUCCCAUUACAUGUAUUUGAAUGCGAUGAAUACAUACUGUAUAGCAAUUUGUCUCUAAGACGGACCCCUUGGGACCCGUACUAAUUUCCAGGUGCCUACCUUGCGGAGAGUCGUAUCCUCGGAAAACCAGUGGUUAGCCAGCAGAACAGGUGCUAUUUUGUUCCGCAGGCUUUCGAGUCGCAGUCAUUCGGGUUUGGAAAAAAACGGUGUGACGAAAGUUUGCCUGUUCUCGGUCUCUAAGAAUGGGAGAGUCAAACAAAUUGGCUAAUGAAGAAAGAAGGGGACGAAAUCCAAGGUAGUUAUGACGUGUCCCUUAAAACAGCGUUGAUCGUUUCUCUUUCGUGUCACUUUCCCUAGUCUUCAUCGAGCCCUCUGCUUAGAUAGAGCGGUUUUCACUUGACUGUGGAAAGUAAUUGAGGAAUUGGUUUGGUUUUGGUUUUACUACGCCCUUUGGUUGGCUUUUGGUUUUACGACAGUCAAGUGAAAACCGCUCUAUGCCCAUUUUUCCCCUCAAAAUUAUACGUUAAUUGCUCUGUUUAUUUGAAAAGGCUUUGCUGACCGUGAACCCAGUUCUCUCGGCAUUCCCACAGACACACAGUACAUGGAGGAGUACUGUCAGCGCGCAGGGAUCCCAGUGGUCAAGAACUGGAACUUCUAUAUGGCAUUUUCAUUUUUCCGUGUGGCUGCCAUUCUUCAAGGAGUCUACAAAAGAGCUUUGCAGGGUGAGAAAACAGUCCUGUAGCCCCGUCCUGUUUCGCGCUUAUUCCAUCUCGCCGUUCAAAUCUUCAAAUGUUGUAGUGUGAUUGAAGUGUUGCGGAAAAUCUUUCUUAAAACCUUUUUUUCUGUUUGUUUAGGAAGGCGAAUACUAGAUAAACAUACCCUGUAGAAUGAACUAGUUUAAUGUCAUCACGUGGUACCGCGCGCUCGCAGAACCUUUUUGCAGUGUUUUCAGUUCAAGGCAAACGCCUGUUAUCUGGGAAAGUUGUGGUAACAAUAAUCAAUUUUUAUUUGUAUCAUACACACAGGCCAGGCCAGUUCAGAAAAUGCAAAAGCUGUGGGCAUUCUUGCGGAAACAAUGGCUAAGACCGGUUGGAAACUUGCUUGUAAAGAAACAAGGCCCGGCAAUGGGGCUGGUAAUGCUGGAAGCACCAAGUCUUCGAAGAGAAUGUAUUCCACUUCGACCACAAUCACUUUAGGUAAAGAGAGCUGCUACUUGCGCUCUUAAAAAAAGAAGAAAAGAAAAGAAAUAGCACUUGCUGGUAAAGCAAGUAUAAUAACCUUUCUUUGUUUCUAGUGGUUGAAACUCGAAGAACGCACAGGGAAGAAAGUUAAGACGAUUUUCAACACAGAGAGUGGUAAUGAACUUGUUGGUGAUGUGUAGACGACAGUUUACCACUUCAAUUUUUUACCCGAGUUUAUGGACAAUUGAACUGUGCAGCUAGCAUUUUAACACAGAGUCAACCGCACAACAUUAGUUUUGUCCAGAAAGACAAGUUUGUUUAUAUUAAGUACCUUGCGUUGCUUCAACAUGUUCAUCUUUAUUAAUUUCUUCGUCCCCGCACUGUGGGAAUUGUGUUUCUUUAUUGCAAGGUUUUUGAGAUCGUAAAAGUGGGAUCAAGUACUCUGCUAGCAGAGCUUUCUUUCCGGCAUGCUUUUUACCUUGUACGAGUCGUUCGCUUGGUAGACAUUCGCGUUGCUUGGCUUGUUUACUUUCGCACGUAUUCCGUGCCUAUUUCAACUUUCCCAAAACAAGCGAUCUCGAAAACUCUAUUUGGGCAACGCCAAAAUAAUAAGCAAGCAACCCGUGAAAAGUAGUAUGAUGACAUCAAGUUCUUUUUUCAGGUCAAAGCUAAUUAAUGUUUCUUCUUGUUUGUAUUUUUUCGCAGGUGCAUUGCCUGUUGCCAUCACGUCUCUUUCGCCCCGCGUGCAACAAAUGCACCAGCAGCUGACAGGUUUCAUAAACGAGCACGUGUACCCUAACGAAGCUGAGUUCAACCGGCACCAGUCCUCUGAACAAUGCUGGACACCUCAUCCACUGUUAGAAAAGAUUAAGGUAAGGUGUAGCAAUCACGUGGUUAGCUCCCUAUUGUCUCUCAAAGAUACCCACCUGAAUGGAUGACUACUAAGUGGGAAUGUCGACUUGCGCACUUCAGCUGUUGCGGUUCUAACAAUAAAUUUCGCAACAGCAAGAUAACAAACUUUCUAACGACCGAAUGUGUGAACGAAUGACCAAAGGAAUUUCAUAUUAUGUUACGUCAGGAGCCCUCUUCAUCUUACCUUAUGGGCUUCUUGUUACAGGCAUUCUUCAUACUGCUCGGAUGAGCUAUGUUGGAAGCGUACUCUAUAAUGCUAGGUAAAGAAGAUUGCAAAUUGUAAGCUAAAUACCUCGGCGAUCUUCAUUUGUUGUUAACAGGAAAAAGCCCGGUUAGCCGGCCUUUGGAAUCUGUUCAUUCCUCUUGAAGCAGACCCUAAUGUGAAAUAUGGCGCUGGACUAACCAACGUGGAGUACGCGUACUUGUGUGAAGUGAUGGGAAGAUCCGUGUACGGACCAGAGGUAUGUUAAUAGCGGAGCUCUCGCGAGCGAAACUUCCGCAGCGGAGCGUCCAUUACUGUAGAAAAAGAAAACCUAUCGAUGCGAAGAAAUUUGGUAGUCACGUGACUGACCGGAACCACUUACUUCGCUACCCCUACAUGCAAGCGGGAGCGAAAUUCGUAUUUAAGUAGCCGCGGAUCGCAUGGCCACCCCGACUUUUAGAGAGAAAAAGCAAACUAAAGACAGCAGAGCCAAGUCUUAUUUACAACUAAAUUUUAAUCACAUUGUAUGUCUAUACACUGACGUAGAUAUUAACUAGAGAAAGAAUUAGGUCGAGAGAGAUAAAAGACAAAGGAGACGAAAUUCGUUAGAAGAACAACGUGACAGUUUUAACAUAGCUUUUUAUGUUUCUGCUGUCAGUGUCGGGCCUGGUUACUGCUAGGGUAUUGCUUUGCUCGCCGUGUAGUUUGUGUUCGUGCAAUAAUUUUGAUCAGGGGCACCCAACGAGAAUAUAGUUCAAAACCACUUAAACAUAGCAUUGUUAAACGUAUUUUAGUACUUAAACGGUAGAUAUAGGCAUAUUUUUAUCCCCUAAAAAUGUUUCAUCUGUUCGGAGUUCCUAGCUGAAAGUCUCGAGAUCCGAAAAUCAUAGGGAUCAAACUUACCUUUUCGAAAAUUUCAGCCAGAAAAAAGGCUCCCGAAAAUUUUAGGUGAACUUUUUAGGGUAAAAAUCCGUUAAAAAUGGGCAAUUACACCAAUUUUUAGAUGUUCGAAAAUCCUAAGAGAGGUGGGCAAGCAAGAAAUUUUACAAAAAAUGUUCCGAAAAUUCUAGAUCUCAAAUCGUCUUCCGAACAGAUAUUUUCCGAAAAUUGACGUUGGGUGCCCCUGUUUUAAUAACCGUACAGACUUUGUUUUCAUCAGCUGGUCACAUUCCAUGAUAUAUACUAAGGUUAAAAAAGUUAUGUUACUCUUUGUAUUGUAUAUAUGAUUUAUUACUGAUGAAAGAUGAGGGAUUUGACCGAAGAUGUCUCAUCGAAUAGUUUAUGUGAAGAAACCAUCAGCCUGAUAUAUAUUUUUUAUCUUCGAUAGCUGUUCAAUUGUUCUGCGCCAGAUACUGGUAACAUGGAGGUACUGAUCAAAUACGGCACAGACGAACAAAAGGUAUGAUACCUAUACACCUCUGAUGUGAGGAUGGAAAAAAAUCAUAUUUCUUCAUAUUGUUACGUGAGCUGAAUAACCAAACAGUAAUGUUUAUAGGCUUUAAUUCUGAUUUUAGCUGAAAUUUUCCUGCUUUUAUGAUUAUUUUUUCCACAGGAUAAAUGGCUACAUCCACUUUUAGGCGGAAAAAUCAGAUCUUGUUUCGCUAUGACAGAACCAAAGGUAAUAAUUAAAGCAAAUUCCAUGCCCGUUUUUUAUCAUUUAUCAUAUAUUAUUUUUCGUCUUUCUUUUUCGAGUCGACUAACUGUGAGCACGGAACAGAGUUAUCUCAAAUGGAAGGCUUGUCUUUCGCGUUGGUUGUGCCGCUAGGAACUCUUCCUUACCCCAUAAAAAUUUUUAGACCAAGGAAUAGUUUCUCUCUGGAACAAACCGUCUACUUAUUAGAAUAUUCCGCCUACUCAAAAACGUUCUGAAAAUCCCGCCUGCCUUGUAAAAAAAAUACCUCAUCAAGGAGAAAACUGCAUGAAAUGUUUGCAGUGCAAUUCUCCUCUAGGGAGGGAGGCAGGGCAUUAUGAUGAUGCCAUGCACUUCCUUUGCUUUUGUUUUUACUUAAUAUAUACAUGACUAUUAUAUAGUUGCUAUCAACAGUGUCUAACAAGGUUACUGUAGCUAAAUCGUCUGCUCCUCAGGCUUUUUUUCUUAGUGUAAUAUCUUUUUAUUCCGAUGUUUUUCUUUAUAGGUAGCGUCAUCAGAUGCCACUAACAUCGAAUCUUCCAUAAUUCUGGAUGGUGAUCAUUAUAUCAUCAACGGACACAAGUGGUGGACAUCAGGUUAAAGAAGAGGAAGUUGCCGAUUUUACUGUCCGGCGAGCAAGGUCUCCAUUUGGGAGAGUCGCCGCGAGAACUCACGCGAGAGCCACAGGGGAAAGCUCGCGUGUUUUCUCGCCGCUAACUUUGCUCGCAGGCUACUCUAGUUCUUGAUCUAAACACUGUUGACUUGUAGCAUAAUCUACUUUCUAUUAAGAGUUGCUCCAGCCUCGAUUGUGUCUGUUGAAAUUAGGACUCAGUUCCUUAACCCUUUAGGUCCCAAGAGUGACCAACAUCAAUUUUCUUCUAACAACAUCAGCAGAUCAUUAAGAGUAAAGGUUAUGAGAAUUACUAACUUGAUUACCAAUGGAAGAACGCUUUGAUCUUAAACCAAAUUCUCUCAACUAUUGUUAAAAGAAUUGUAUGGAGAUCAAUCUGGAGGAUUUGUAUGUGGAUCUUGGGGCUUAAAGGGUUAAAAGAGGUUGAUUCCUGGUGACCUUCUAUUUGGGCGCACCGAUCAGGGUUAGAGUUUUUAUCUAGAAGCCAUUUGUAAUUAAAUGGGCUUUCUGGGAGGGCCGCUCGUUAGGCACGCAAACAUAAGGUAUCGUACAGCCCAUCCUUUCCGCGUACCAUAUUUUUUCCUGGUCGUUGUUUUGGUCUUUUCAUUCCCAGAACCCUGAAACAUGUUUCCAACGUUUCUCUAUGUAGUAGCUGGAAUGUCGUUAGAUGUUUUGUUUUUUACCAUUGUAGGUGGCAUGGACCCUCGAUGCAAGAUCUGUAUUUUCAUGGGAAAAACCGAUCCUGAGGCACCCAAACAUAAACAACAGGUAGUGAUUCUUUGUUACGUGUUGAUCGGUAGCAGAAAUGUCGCUUUUCAUUGAAAACAAAAAUGAGAAAUUUACUUUUAUAAAUUUGUCAAUAAAUUGUAGUCUAAUAUGGUUAAAUGACUUAUGCCUCCAGUCUUCAUGUAGAUACGGGUUUUGGUAAGCAAAAGUUUAAUAUUGGUUUGACCGAAUUGAAAUUCGUUACUAUCGGGCUUUUCUAGCUAUUUAUUGUUAUUUUUGAUCUUCUCUUGUCUAAUAGUGUUCUACAUUUAGUUUCGAAUCUAGUCGGUUCACAGACCUAAUAUCCUUACAUCCCUUGAGAGAAGAGGGUACGCCGCUAGCCUAAGAGGGCGAGCUUUGAGUAAAUGAGAUAUAGAAUUUCCUUCUUUAAUGUCCUCUUGUCUAGAAUGUCUAGCUAACCUGAGACUAGGGCUUCACUGAUCUGUACAAACACAAACACUUCCUUCUCGAAAUUAUUUCAGGCUAUGAUACUUGUUCCUAUGGAUGCGCCUGGGGUUACUGUGGUACGACCUUUAUCCGUUCUUGGAUACCAAGACCCUCCUUGUAAGUUGUGCCCUAUUUCUUCAUAUUGUUACGUGAGCUGAAUAACCAAACAGUAAUGUUUAUAGGCUUUAAUUCUGAUUUUAGCUGAAAUUUUCCUGCUUUUAUGAUUAUUUUUUCCACAGGAUAAAUGGCUACAUCCACUUUUAGACGGAAAAAUCAGAUCUUGUUUUGCUAUGACAGAACCAAAGGUAAUAAUUAAAGCAAAUUCCAUGCCCGUUUUUUAUCAUUUAUCAUAUAUUAUUUUUCGUCUUUCUUUUUCGAGUCGACUAACUGUGACCACGGAACAGAGUUAUCUCAAAUGGAAGGCUUGUCUUUCGCGUUGGUUGUGCCGCUAGGAACUCUUCCUUACCCCAUGAAUUUUUAGACCAAGAAAUAGUUUAUCUUUGGAACAAACCGUCUACUUAUUAGAAUAUUCCGCCUACUCAAAAACGUUUUGAAAAUCCCGCCUGUCUUGUAGAAGAAAUACCUCAUCAAGGAGAAAACUGAAUAAAAUGUUUGCAGUGCAAUUCUCCUCUAGGGAGGCAGGGCAUUAUGAUGAUGCCAUGCACUUGGUCUGCUUUUUUUACUAAAUAUAUACAUGUAUAUUACAUAAUUGCUAUCAACAGAGUCUAACUAGGUUACUGUAGCUAAAUCUUCUGUUCCUUGGGCUUUUUUUCUUAGUGUAAUAUCUUUUUAUUCCGAUGUCAUUCUUUAUAGGUAGCGUCAUCAGAUGCCACUAACAUCGAAUCUUCCAUAAUUCUGGAAGGGGAUCAUUAUAUCAUCAACGGACACAAGUGGUGGACAUCAGGUUAAAGAAGAGGAAGUUGCUGAUUUUUACUGUCCAGCCUCCAGUCUACUUUUAGCCGGCGAGCAAGGUCUCCAUUUGGGAGAGUCGCAGCGAGAACUCACGCGAGAGCCACAGGGGAAAGCUCGCGUGUUUUCUCGCGGCUAACUUUGCUCGCAGGCUACUCUAGUUCUUAUCUAAGCACUGUUGACUUGUAGCAUAAUAUACUUUCUAUUUAGAGUUGCUGCAGCCUCGUUUGUGUCUGUUGAAAUUGGGACUCAGUUCCUUAACCCUUUUGGUCCCAAGAGUGACCAACAUCAACAUUACUAGAUCAUUAACAGUUAAUUUUAUGAGAAUUACUAAAUUGAUUACCAAAGGGAGAACGCUUUGAUCUUAGACCAAAUUCUCUCAACUUUUGUUAAAAGAAAUGUAUGGGGAUCAAUCUGGAGAAUUUGUGUGUGGAUCUUGGGGUUUAAAGGGAGAAAAGAAGUUGGUUUCUGGUGACCUUCCAUUUGGACACACCCAGUUUUGUUAUUAAAUGCGCAUUCUGGGAGGGCCGCUCGUUGGGUACGCAAACAUAAGGUAUCGUACAGCCCAUCCUUUCCGCGUAUUUUGUUGUCCUGGUCGUUUUCUUGGUCUAUUCAUUCCCAGAUCCCUGAAAUAUGUUUCCAACGUUUGUCUAUAUAGUAGCUGGAAUGUCGUUGGAUGUUUUAUUUUUGACCAUUUGCAGGUGGCAUGGACCCUCGAUGCAAGAUCUGUAUUUUCAUGGGAAAAACCGAUCCUGAGGCACCCAAACAUAAACAACAGGUAGUGAUUCUUUGUUGCGAGUUGAUCGUUAACAGAAAUGUCGCUUUUCAUUAAAAAAAAAAUAAUGAGAAAUUCAAUUUUGUAAAGUUGUCAAGAAAUUGUAGUUUAAUAUGGUUAAAUGACUUAUGCCUCCAGUCUUCAUGUAGAUACCGGUUUUGGUAAGCAAAAGUUUGAUAUUGGUUUGACCGAAUUGAAAUUCGUUACUAUCGGGCUUUUCUAACUAUUUGUUUUUAACUUUGAUCUUCUCUUGUGUGAUAGUCUUUUACAGUUAGUUUCGAAUCUAGUCGGUUCACAGACCUAAUAUCCUUACAUCCCUUGAGAGAAAAGGGAACGCCGCUAGCGUAAGAGGGCGAGCUUUGAGUAGAUGAGAUAUAGAAUUUCCUUCUUUCGUGCCCUCUUGUCUAGAAUGUCUAGGUAACCUGAGACUAAGGCUUCACUGAUCUGUAUAAACACAAACACUUCCUUCUCGAAAUUAUUUCAGGCUAUGAUACUUGUUCCUAUGGAUGCGCCUGGGGUUACUGUGGUACGACCUUUAUCCGUUCUUGGAUACCAAGACCCUCCUUGUAAGUUGUGCCCUAAAUCUACAAACUCAACAAUAAUGCGUGGCUGUUACCCGACUUCAACUUCAACUUCAACUUCAACUUUAUUUCAUAAGACUAUUGGUUACAAUAGACUGGCCCGCAAAAUAGCAAUUGCUAAUCUAGGCGGACCAGUUAAAAGAAAAAUAAAUUGAAAGGAAAAGAAAGGAAAGGAAAAGGAAGGAAAAACUACAAUUUUAAGUUACAAUAAAUAAUACCCGACUCUGUUUUUUAGAGCGUGAGACGGAGAAUGUUUUCUAUGUAGUGUUUUUUGUUUGGCUAAGGAUUCCGAGCGGCUGUUAAGAGUAAAUUAUUUGUUAUUUACUUCUGGUUUAUAGCUUACGUCACGGCAGUCAUGUUGGGCUUUUCCCUCCGCUGGGUUGUAUUGUUUUGACAACCAACAUUGCCACCUUGUCACGUGAUUGCAGAUCAAGAUUUCUACUGUCACGAAACUCUUCAAAAUUUUAUUCGUUCUUCUUGGGAUGAAGCUCUAAUGUUUCAGGGUUUCCAUGCGAGGGUCUAUUGUUUCUGUCGUUUGUUUAUCGUUUUCUUGGCUAAUCAUGUUAGCUGUUCCGAGGGCUCCCAGGCGACCCUAAGAUUUGUGUAAGACAGGGAAAAGCCAUAAUGAAGUAAAGUUUCAGUAUAUUUAUGUGGUUUUUAUAUGUUAUAGGCGGGCAUGCAGAGGUACUCUUCCAAGAUGUUCGAGUUCCUAAAGAGAACAUUUUACUGGGACCCGGAAGGGGAUUUGAGAUCGCUCAGGUGAGUCUCGUUAAUAGCUCUGGUUAUAUUAACUGAGUUACUGAAGUACGUUGUCAAAUUUACCUUCUAACGCAGCCGAUAAAAACGAAAUAGGCCACUUGCACUAAGAGGCCACUUGACCAGUGCUUCCUUUAAACAAUGAGUUGGAGGGUGAGUUUGAAUCUUGCUGAUGCCAAAAAUUGACACAGCACAUAAAAGUUAUCCUACACCCGAAAUUUGAGGGGAAACGAAUUUAACGGAGAUAUUUCAUGGAACCUUGAUUUUUCAGCAAAGUAGUAUGAUUUGUAUUGGCUGCCAUGUUGGAGGGCAAACCCUUGCCCUCCAACAUGGCGGCCAAAACUACUUUUUGCUUAUGUCUUGUUAAACGUUUGAUAGUUACGCUCAGAUGUGCUAUAAACGUUACCACAUCAUCUUUUCAACACUUUCCUUGAAGUUUAAGUGCAAAAUUUGUGUUCAGAAAGAGGUAAUUCAUAAUUUUAAAAUCACAUUUUGAUCACGUGACCAUCUACGAACUUACAUAUUUUCAGAAAAUGGUGCCGGUUUGAAAAACCAAAUCACUAUUAUUUUGUUUAAGAUAUGACCCACGUGUCGUUUUUCGAAGGAAAAAUCAUAUAUAACUUUCAUUUUCAUAAAAACGAUGUCACCUGACCUCUUAGUGCAAAUGGCCUAUUUUUUUGACGCUUGAGCUGUAGUGUUCGUUGAUGUGUUGCUGUCUUAAAUCCUCUUUUGCUUGAUUUUAAUAGAUUUGUUAUUACAUAUUACUUUGUGUAUUCUCCUGUUUCGCCUUCUUAGUAGAAGCCACUUGACGACUGUUUAUUUCAAGUUCAUGCUUUUUUUAUGUUUUCAGGGUCGCUUGGGUCCAGGCCGUAUUCAUCAUUGCAUGCGCUUGAUAGGGCAGGCAGAGAGAGCCCUGGAACUAAUGAUUGAAAGAGUAAGUGUUGAGUGAACUGUCGUCGUUAUUGAAAUUGGCAUCUCCUCGUGUUGCAAAUCACGAAUCGGUUCUCCCAAAUAACACUAGCGACCGACAUUUUCUUUUCUUUAUUGACAGGUUAAAAGUAGAGUGGCUUUUGGAAAACCUUUAGUCCAGCAAGGAAGCAUUUUACAAGACAUAGCAGAAUCCAGAAUAGAGAUAGAACAAGCAAGGUGCGACUACCCCGCGCUUAUUGUUAAUUAGAGGGCAAAAAGAAGCAGCGAAAGGAAUUCUUGUUUUACGUUUAGAGUCUUUAAAGCCUACGCAACCUACUCAGAUGGCAUAGAUUUUGAAUGUAGUUAAGGUAGUAGGUUGUAAAGGAAUUCUGUUACUAUGAGACCUUAAGCAUAGAGCCCGCUUUGAAAAUUACACUUCUGAAAAGCACUUUAUUGUUUGCCUGAUUUAGUAACCACCUUGAAAUUAUUUUUGCAGACUUCUAACCCUCAAAGCUGCCCAUCUUAUGGAUACCGUAGGAAAUAAGGUAUUUUAUUUCGAAGGUUGUUUGAGUAUUUAGCAUACUACACGUUUUCUUUGCUGAUUUAUUUAUUGCAUUUUUUAGUUUUAUGAAGUAAAAAUCACGAAUCUGAGAUAAUCUCAUAAAAUGGGGUACAGUGACACACCCAAGUACAAAAUAUGAAAAUAAGCCUUGUAUAACAUAUAAUGUCAAGUGUCCGAUUUGGCAUUGAGUUUCAACUUUCAGCUGUUCUUUAACAUAUUAAGCAAUCAAACCUGCGUUAUGCCGUCACACUCUUUAGGAAUGGCCAACUGAUUGCUUAAUACAGGUUGACCGUUUACCACAGGUUUGACAAACCUGAGAAUUUAUCAACAAAAUAAAGAUGGUAACAAAGAAAAAAUAUCCAUAAUACGACAAUUCGACCUCAGACUGCUUCUAUCUCUUCUUAUGCCAAAGGAGAGAGAGUAAAAGCUAAGACCAUAAGCACUGAAUGCCGUGCUCAGUUUUUCUUUUGCACUUCUAUGGGACACCUUCAUUGACAAAGAGACCGUUUAAUAUUGGUGAACUCGUUGGUACCACGAACAUGUGUGAUAGAACCGGCCGCUUCAGUGAAACAGAUCAGUUUUACAGUAAUUAUUUAGGGACAUGGUUUCCAUGGCUUUGACGUCUUUAAUUUGAAAAUGAAAAGGCGAUGGUUGUCGUCUUAAUGGUACAAGAUACCUUCCUUUCACUAUGGCUGGCUGUAUAAAUGCCUUCAGCGUCUGUCAUUCUUUUUUUAGGCUGCUUCUCCUGAGAUCGCCAUGAUUAAGAUAGUUGCUCCUCGGAUGGCACAGAAUGUCGUCGAUAGAGCCAUGCAGGUUUGUCUGGAAUUCCAUCCAGCAGUUUUAUACGCGAGCCUUAGCUGGAAAAGCGCUUUUAAAAUGUUAUCAACUAACAACAUUUAUCGUUGCCGUACCAAAGUACUGCUCAGUAGCUUUAUGUGAAUUCUCACACUUUAGGAUUUUGUCCACAGACUCAAAAGUUAUAACAUAAGAGAAUAUAAACAGCACGACAGGAAAUUAAUGCUCAGAACUCCCGUUUAAAUUGUUGGUGAUGAUUUACAAUUUUUUCCACCGAUGUAAACAAACUAUAGCAAAUAUGUUGCACUCAUACCAAGAACACCUUGGGCAUCUAAUAAGAUAACAUUUCCAUACUAUUCUGCAUGGAAUUCUGAGGAACAUCUUGUUGUAGAGAUUCUAUUUCUGCUUUCGGUCCUCGUUCUGGCGUAACAUAAGCAUUCUGACUCUUUCACGUCAACCAGAAGUGGUCAUUUUUCAUUUUUGGACGGUGGUUUUGCCCAAAUAAUUGGACAAAUCGUCUCUAUAAUAGCAUAGUUAUGAUAAUAGUAAAGACACUUUUGGUACCGUCAAGGUGAUUUAAAAUGAAAAAGACCUCACUUCCGGUUGACAUGCGUCGCUCAAAAACUUCUUUGCUUAAGCACCCUAUUGGCUCGUUUUGACAGGCAUUUGGAGGAGCCGGUCUUUCGUCUGAUCAACCGCUGGCCCAGUUCUAGUCAUGGGCUCGUGUUCUCCGCCUCGCGGACGGACCGGAUGAGGUGCAUCUUGGGGCGGUGGCAAAGCGAGAAGUAAACAAAGAUAGCUUCAAAGGGAGAUGAAUUUGUUCAAGAUAUACGCUUAGUGAGCACAGAACUAUGAUUUAAUUGCGUAAUUCUAUUUGAAAUGUCUAUCCCUAUUAUAUGACUGGCUCCGCGAGAGGGGCUAAAUCUUGGUGUCGCGGAAACCAUUGUUGCUUAGUUACAUGUAUUGUGUUGUGGUGUAAGUAUGGUUCAGCGUCUUAUCAGUCUUUGUAUUAAGUCAUUUGGUGAUCGCGCUUUCUGCAAAACCAAGAAACUAUCGUAAGAGGUCUAGCUGAAGCAAUUACUGUCGUUUGAUCGGCCACUCGAGUCACCAGGAUGGGCUGUCUUGCCUAUCAUUGGCCAUUUAGCCACUUACCCAUUUGGCCAUUUGACUCCUGUCCAUAAAAACGCAAACUUCCAUAUUUACCUUGUACGUGGAUGAUAACCGACAUACGUUAAGACCGUAAUAAUCCGAUAAGCUAGAGAGAGGCGAGGAGAGAAGACAAGGAUUAAGGUUUUUUUAAAACUCAACUUAUUGAUCGCUUCGGCUGCCCACCCAUCUCUUUCAGUACUGCCUCGUAACUCGUUGGUCAGAAUCUGUGAACAUAUAAGGUGGUUAUUAGCUAUUAUUUCAAUGGUUACACAUACGGGCAGGUCUGUUGAAUCGUUUUGGGGAACGUGCUAAGGAACGGAUAGCAAAAGCAGUGCUCUCGUACGUUUUCUUGGAAACGUCCUCCGUCCUUCGUACUAGAUAUUUCUGAUAUUUUUAAACGUUAAUAAUAAUGUCGAAAGCUAAAACAGUUUACAAUUUUAAUAUUUUACUGUCUGAAUGACGCAAAGAAGAGCAUAGAUAUACACGUUUAGUGCACACAAAUGAUGAAGGAACUCACUUGAUGUAACACUUUCCUACUCAGUCACUUCAUCUACCACUUCAGAAACUCUGGGGAGAAUGGGUGCAAGCUUUGGGUAAUGUGACUUCUGGAAUCGUUGGGAAGCGUUAGUUAUGAUUGGUCGAUGGUGUUCAAGGCAACCAUUGACCAAUCAUAAGUAACGCUUGUCCACUCAAACGAUCCCAAAAAUCGUUGCGCCGAAAGCUUCUUGUACCCAUUCCCUCCCCUUUCUGGAGUCAGAAACUCUGGGGAGAAUGGGUACAAGCUUUGGGUACUGUGAUUUCUGGGACCGUUGGGAAGCGUUAGUUAUGAUUGGUCGAUGGUAUUCAAGGCAACUAUUAACCAAUCAUAAGGAACGCUUGUCCACUCAAACGAUCCCAAAAGCUUCUUGUACCCAUUCCUUCCCCUUUCUGGAGUCAUUCUGACGCUUUGAGCAGCCAAAAUUACCUAUACAAUUAUUUCAAUGCAAACCAGAUUAUUUUUUUGCAGAAAAAAUCUGGCAACAUGAAAGUGAUAGGUUUUUUCAGACAC